This is a messenger RNA of Penaeus chinensis, 904 nucleotides long. RefSeq lists its product as uncharacterized. The record is from RefSeq and is a predicted model, not a curated record. NCBI's taxonomy places the organism in Eukaryota, Metazoa, Arthropoda, Malacostraca, Decapoda, Penaeidae. Gene Ontology annotation, cellular component: extracellular region. The transcript is spliced from 4 exons. Gene Ontology annotation, molecular function: peptidase inhibitor activity. The coding region runs from base 1 to 798 and encodes 265 amino acids.
AUGGAAUUUAGAAGGCGUCAUCACAGUGACGCCAUCAAGUGUGUAGCCAAUGACGUCACAGAACAAAGAACAGGUCUUCGCUGGAAUAUGAAUCUGCUGCAGCAACACAAGCUUAGCCAGACACAGAUCUUCAUAGUUAUAAAGACACUGGUUAGUGGGACGUCAUCGAAUUCUUGGGAUAUCCCGACAGGCAAAGCGUACAGGUUAGGGAGAGGGGAGGGGAGGCGGGCGCCAGUUCCUGCAUAUAAGCGACGUUGCGUCUUCUACUCUCCACAUUACACAGCUAGCCUCCAACCAACAAUGAAUAGCAUCAAAGCCGUGAUUGUGUGUUUCCUGGUGGUGGCCGUCUCCGCCGGUGUAGACCGAAGGAGAGGUGGACAAGGAUCCAACAGAUUCCUUCCCGGAGGUUUCGGUGGUGUCCAUGGAGGUGGUCUCUUCGGCGGCGGUAUUAAUGGUGGCGGAAUCCAUGGUAGUGGAAUUCAUGGUGGAAUCCAUGGCGGUAGUGGUAUUAUCGGUGGUGGAAUCUCCACUGGCUCAAGCCAAUGCAGAUACUGGUGCAAGACUCCGGAGGGUCAAGCCUACUGCUGCGAGACGGUCCAUGAACCAGAGACACCUGUUGGUACCAAGCCACUCACUUGCCCUCAAGUCCGUCCCACAUGCCCACGUUUCCAUGGGCCUCCCACAACCUGUUCCAACGAUUACAAGUGUGCUGGCCUCGAUAAGUGUUGCUUCGACAGAUGUUUGGGAGAACACGUGUGCAAACCUCCUUCAUUUUUCAAUAAUCAUCUCCCCUUUUAAAAGCGGUUAUCGUUAAAAAGGAGUAAUCGCUUUUCCAUAACGGAAGAUAGUAAAUCUGUGAUUUGUAGAUAUUUAUUUUUGAAUAAUAAAUCCUUGAAUGUUUAUA